Molecule: messenger RNA, 564 nt
Organism: Solanum dulcamara
Lineage: Eukaryota; Viridiplantae; Streptophyta; Magnoliopsida; Solanales; Solanaceae
Product: EG45-like domain containing protein
Exons: 3
Coding region: 31-435 (134 amino acids)
Source: RefSeq, a predicted model, not a curated record
CGUUGUGUUUGCACUCGGACAACCAAAUAAAUGAACAUGGGUCGAUUUAUCAUAUGUUUUAUUGUCCUCAAUUUAUUUUGCAUCAACAAAGUUAGCUUAGUCCUCGGAGAUAUUGGCACAGCUACUUCAUACAGUCCCCCUUAUACCCCCACCAAAUGUAGCGGCAACAGGUCAGAUCAGUUCCCGUCGGGCAAUCUGUUUGUGGCAGUGAGCGAAGGGCUGUGGGAUAACGGGGCCGCCUGCGGGCGCCGUUACAGGCUGAGAUGUUUGAGUGGAAAGAACAGGCCAUGCAAGGAAGGAUCUAUUGACGUGAGAGUUGUUGAUUAUUGCACCAAAAGGCCAUGUCCUUCAACUAUUGUCUUGUCAAGUGAUGCCUUUGCUGAAAUAUCAAACUCUCAUAAUGCUAAAAUCAACAUCGAAUAUGUCCAGAUUUGACGAGAAAUAAAGUGAAGCUUAGGAAUAUGGAACACGCCAUGAUAAAAAGAAAAUUCAUCGCAAAUUUUCAACUUUGAUGUAAUUUAAACACCUUUUUGGGCAAACAUAUAUGAAGAGUUACUAGUUUUG